AUGAACUCAAGCGGAAGCCGGAAGCGUAAAGCAGAAGAUGACAACAGCUCGAGUGAUCACGACACCCGAAUGUCUGCCUCGCCGACAGCCUCACCGGCAUUCCUUACCAAACCCCUCGCAACUCGUCAGAUAAAACGCACAAGACCGAACCUUUCUGGGCGAGCCUUGUCGCUUGGUCGGCUGCUGGAGACUCUAGGCAGUGAUGAUCUUCGAUCAGUGCUGCGAACCCUGUGCGAUCGGCACCCUGAACUUGGCCAGGAAGUCGUCGAUGCGGCGCCUCGGCCCAAUAUCACCUCUGCCCUCCAAGUGCUGACCAACUAUCAAUCUACGCUGCAAUCAUCUUUUCCUCUCGGUGGCAACCCUUCCUCGGAUUACGCAUUUAACCGUGUCAAACCGCAUGUGACAAGCCUACUCGAUGCCCUCAAUGACUUCACUCCCCAUUUCCUUCCUCCAAACGAAACGCACACUUCUACCUCGUUGAACUACCUCGACGGUGCAACCGAGAUCAUUCACCGUCUCCCAAGAUGGGACACCCCACAUUACAAUUUACAUAAAGAAACUGCCUAUGAAGAAAUAGCGAAAGCUUGGGUGUUGGUAAUCCGCGAGGCUAGCAAGCGUGGCGGUGGCAUCCAACUGCAGUAUGGGGAAUGGGACCAGAAGUUAGCCAAACACAACCAGACCUCGGGGGGGAAACUUCAAGAGGCUGUUAGUGAGCUGAGCUCUAGCCUUGGCUGGAUGGCUGGCCACUCUGGUCACCCUGCGGCUUCUGGUUACCCUACAGAGACUGCCUCUAUCCGGCAGCAAUUGCUCUCCGGCACGUAUGGCGCUGGCCUACCGCUCAAGGUUGGUCCGUGGUGA
Uncinocarpus reesii 1704 is the source of this 858-nucleotide messenger RNA. RefSeq lists its product as uncharacterized. Gene Ontology annotation, cellular component: nucleus. The record is from RefSeq and is a predicted model, not a curated record. NCBI's taxonomy places the organism in Eukaryota, Fungi, Ascomycota, Eurotiomycetes, Onygenales, Onygenaceae. The transcript has a single exon. Bases 1 to 858 code for a protein of 285 amino acids. Gene Ontology annotation, biological process: nuclear protein quality control by the ubiquitin-proteasome system; proteasome localization.